UUCUGCCUUCACGCAGCGGCAGUUUCAUGCUAACCGGCUAACUUUGAACCCUUAAAACUGCGUAGUCUCACGUUUGUGUAGCCAGCAGACAUGUAGCAUCGACUGUUAAACAAACACUGACACUUGUGUUGUUUUUCGACCUAGUUUUGUCUCAGAAAAGCACCACAAAUUCACAAUAUUGUAGUUUAGAAACAGUAACGUUACGUUGAGCGGCGGCACAAGCAGCACAAGAGGAGUUUGUCUUCAGUCUCCCACUAAAACAUAGUGCGAGGAUCCUCCACAACCAAAAAAAAAUGCCAUCAAGAAAUCACCUUGACAAAAUCGGCAGGACAAAAAAGAAGAAAUGGACCGAGGAGGCCAUGGAGCGUGCACUGAUAGAGGUGAAGUCAGGACGGUGCACGGUGAGGCAGGCUGCCAAAGAGUUCGGAGUCCCUAAAUCUUCACUGGGGGACAGAGUCAGCGGCCGGGUGACACCAGGGAGUCGCAGCGGGCCAGCUCAGCUUAUAACAUCUGCAGAUGAGGAACUGUUGGUCGAGUUCUCCUUGCACAUGUCCAAGCAUGGAUUUCCACUUACUAAGCAGCAGCUGGUGUCCUUUGCUUCGUCGAUUUAUAAGCGGCAGCACCGGAGGGUGGCAUUUUCCAAACUGGGCCAGACCUGGUGGCUCAAUUUUAGAAAGCGACAAGAAAAGAAUAUUACCAUUCAGCCAGCAGACAGUGUUGUCCGUGGGAGGACAGUAUGUGUGAGGAAGGAAGCAGUGGAUCAGUUUUUUCACCUGCUGAGCACUGUUGUAGAUGCUCACGGACUGAGAGACAAGCCUCACCAAAUCUUUAACUGGAAUGACACGAGCUUUCAGCUGGGCAGGAAGAAGGUAAUGCUCCCCAAAUCGGCCAGUCUGGGCUAUAAGCCAGCACCAGGCUCGAGGGACCACAUCUCCGUCCUGGCUUGCUUUAGUGCAGCUGGAGAUGACAUUCCCCCAUUUAUUAUCUACUCAAAGACCUAUCCAGGGGGAGUACGUUACAAGACACAAGGGCCACCAAAUGCCCUUUAUGGGUGGUCUGACUCGGGGUGCAUAAACUCGGACCUCUUUAAGAAAUGGUUCCUCAAACACUUUCUUGUGCACGCGCCAAAGGAGCGUCCAUUGCUGCUGAUUUUUGACGGCCACAAGUCGCCUCUGAACCUGGAGGUGGUAGAAUCGGCACGUAAGGAGGACGUCAUUCUUCUGUGCCUUCCGCCUCAUUGCUCUCACAUCCUGCAGCCACUUGACGCUGGUCUUUUUGUGGUCCUGAAGCAGCGUUUUGCGUCACUCAUAGGUGACGGCUGCACCACUGAUACCCAUUUUGCAGUCAGCAAGAAGGAGUUUUCUGGUAUAUUUAAAGGGACGUAUCAGGUAGCAAAAGAAGAGGAGGGUGUUGGAAUUGUGAGAGAAGGCUUUAGGAAAUGUGGCAUCUACCCGCUGAACCACUUUGCCGUCAAUGAGGGUCAUUUUCUGCCACCGCACAGCAUUGGUGCAACGGCUGGACCCUCCUUGUCGACAGCAGGACAAGGGGUGCACACUGUUGGAGACCUCACCACAGCUGGACCCUCCUCCUAACUCACUGCUAUAGUAUGAAACCGUCAGUACCGUCAGGACAGAGUGAUUGACUUCAUAAUUCAGCAACACCUAAAUGAGCACAGGCUAGGUCUGUCAUUUGAAAUUCUGAGUGACAGAAGUAGAAAGAGCACCACUGCUUGAGUUUUGUACACAACCUCCCCCGGCCUCCCUGCAGAGAGCUCAGUGUGUCGGCUCACCAGAAGAAAGGGGUGUGUUGAUAUUAAUUACUUGUCAACGUUGUGCUCAGAUUUAUUAAUUGAGUAAUAAUGUUUGAAUGCCGCACAACAGUGGCUCCCAGUGGGGGUCCCAAGAUAAAUCUGGAGGAGUCGAAAGAUUUUUUAAUGCAGUAACAAAGAAAAGUAAAGGCUGCAUUUCUGUUACACAUAAUUAGGUUUAAGAAUUCUUAAACUGUCCCCUGUUCUUGUGAAAUAUUGGAUCCUUCAAAUUAAGCUAUCUGAGAAGGGAAAAAAAACAUGAAAGUAGAUGUUAUUUUACUUUAUAGGAGCUCAAUAAAAAAAUGAUGGGCUACCCCUCUAGCUAAGCUAACUACCAUCAAUGAUGUGAUUGAUUUCAGUUUUAGUGUAUCCUGACAUCAGGGCUAUGUCUGCGCUCAUAUGUUGUUGUUUUUUUAAACUUUGCAACAUUUACACUUGGCGUACUGAAAUAGUCUGCUGAUUUAGGAGUCUUACAGGAGAGACUAUUAAAAAUUUAAAUACUGCAGGGAUGCGUGGUAGUUUGGACAGGCAAGAAUGUAGUUGCAGACACCGUAUUAACUCUCUGGGCCUUUACUGUCACUACACUUUGUUCCCACGUCACAUUCCUAUCAUAUGACUGUUUUAUGAAAGAAAACAAAGAUAUCAGCUUUGACUAACAGCAGAUAUUUCAACAUGAAUAAUAAAUUACAGGUACUGCUGAUUUUAUUGGCUAUGCUUGUAGUAAUAUAGGAAAUCUAUGGUCUUACUUUACAUUGUUGCUGUUCUUUUGUUGUUGUAUUUUCUUCAACUAAUGAACCAACGCUCUGCUUCAUGUUUGUCCCUGCACCUGCAUGCCCAGUGUACACGAAUGGCCAUGUGAUAUGUGUUUUGUGAAGAUUAUUUCUGAAACGUUGCUAAAACACUUUGGACAGAGAUUGUUUUCAGUUUAGACUUUGUUUUAAAAUGAAAACCUAUUUGUUUGGAUGUAGUUGAAAUGUGGUAGUCGGCAAGAUAUACUCUUUCAUUUUUAAAAUCUAAGUAACUUCUCAUUAAUUGUGUUCUAGCUCUGCUAUGAAACACUCAGAAAACAGAGGACUAAACAAUGUUUUUUUUUUUUUUUAACACUGACAAAAUGGAAAUGACAGCAUGUCGUUGAAACUGCUAACUCAAUUCUGUUGUGAAUCUAUUAUGCCUUUACUGAAAUAUUCUGAAUGAUCUUGGUUAUUAGAUAGACAAAAAUGAAUAUUUUGUCUAAAGUAUCUUCAACCUACUGAGGAAAAUUGAGUCCUUCAAUUAAUUUGGAAGGAGUGUCUGUAUGAACAAUUGUGCUCAAAUGUGUGCUGAUUUGUGUUCACACAGAGGAAUGAACCCUACAACAUGAUCUCAGGGAUAGAAAUCCAGAAUAAAAAUAUUUUUGAAAUAUAUUUGCAGCACA
Messenger RNA from Amphiprion ocellaris (clown anemonefish), 3221 nucleotides. RefSeq lists its product as uncharacterized. Gene Ontology annotation, molecular function: DNA binding. Bases 294 to 1592 code for a protein of 432 amino acids. NCBI's taxonomy places the organism in Eukaryota, Metazoa, Chordata, Actinopteri, Pomacentridae. The record is from RefSeq and is a predicted model, not a curated record. The transcript has 2 exons. Gene Ontology annotation, cellular component: nucleus.